UAAAAAUGGUGUUUUUCGCGUGCUCUAAAGUCGUAUUAAGAUACUGUCUCUUAAAACAUUAAAUAUUGAAAGCGUUCAAUAUAAAUUAGUUGUUAAAAUAUAAAGCAGCAGUGUGCAUUUUAAAAGUAAUCAGUAAUUUUAGAAUUGGUAUAACUGAAUUUGCAAAGUUUGAAAGUUAAAUUUAAAAUGCGGCGCAAAAGUGAACGAAGGAAAUCUACGGAAGUAUCUCCUGUACAAGUUACGCAUUCAACACGUCGUUCAACCCGACGACGUACAUCUACUUCGUCAUCGGUAGAACCUGCGCUAGGAUCCAAGGAAAUUCAAACGGAAGAACCACUAAAGGAUAAGGUAAGCUCUAAAGAAAUUGAACGUGAGGUCGAGGAGGAUAACAAAAAAGAUCCACGCGAUUCUAGUUCAGAACCUAGUGAAAAGGAUGACCAAAAUACUGUUGGGAUUAUAUCAAGCAAGAGGGAUUUUUGUAGGGGUGGCAAACGUAAGUUGAUACAAACGAUAGCUGAAGAAAAUGGUAGUCAAGAUGAGGAAAGUCAGGGAUCUGAGCCAGCUAAAAAUAAUGAGAAUAUAGAAAAGGAACUUCAAAUCUAUGAAAUGCCGAGUGAGCAGCAAAAAGAACAAAAUUUAAAAGAAGAAUAUUCGUCUGAUACAAAAACAGCGGCAAUUGCGGAUGACAAUAAAGUACUUGAAGUAACAACAGAACCUUUGUUGAAUACAGAAACUCUAAAAAAGACUAAAGAAGUGAGUAAACCAGAAGAAAAAGAAGAAGGAGAAAUGAAUACAGAUUCAGAAGAUGAAUCUAUAAAACUUUUGAAACAUAAAGAAGAAUUCCAAAAAAUGGAAGAACAAACAUCUGUCCCUAUUUCCAAGCCCCCGAGAAGGCGCAGAUUUGAUGAACGCCCGGAAGAUGUAGAAAAAAAUAAAAAAAUGGAAGAAGAGAGAUUUCAAGAAAUUGAAAAGGCUGGGGAAGUUAGUAACGAUCCAGAAAAUAAAGAACUUGAAAACGAUAGUCACUGUUCAGCCAAUAUAAAUAGUACCAGAAAAAGAAGGUGGUUAACACAAAAAUCGUCGGAAUUAAAACCAAAAGUGCUCGCAAUUACUACGGAUUCAUUAAAGGAAAUAAUUUCCGAAGUGCCGCUUCCAGUUCCUUUAAGCGACGUAAGGUUGGAAUCUUCUCCAGAACCUGAAGAAAUUCCAAUUUUGGAAGAAAAAAUUAAUGUGGAUUAUGAUGAAGAAAUUACAGAAGACAUUAGCAAAACGGACAGAUAUAAAGAAAAAGAAAAAGUGAAAAACCGAGACAAGGAAAUAAAUCUACGAGAAAAAAAGUCGAAAGAAAAUGAAUAUCGCCCAGAAAAGGAAAUACGCAGAGAAAAAAUUUCUGAAGAAAAGCAAGUUUUAUCGAACCGUAAAAUUUCAAUCAUUAAUGAAGAAGAAAAACUUGCAAUGACCCUAGCUCGUCCUCCAAGUCCACCUAAAAAUGCUUCUAGUACCAUACUAUACAUUACGAAUUUAGUAAGGCCGUUUACGGUACUACAACUCAAAGGCUUGCUAGCCCGAACUGGAAAAAUAGUGGAAAAUGGUUUCUGGAUUGACAAAAUUAAAUCUAAGUGUUUUGUUCAAUAUGAAACAGAAGAUGAAGCUGUUGAAACAAGGCAUGCACUCCAUGGAGUUCGUUGGCCACCCUCAAAUCCAAAAUGUUUAAAUGUUGAUUUCGGUAGCAGUGUCGCAAUGCAGAAAGCAAUAGCGUCGACGGCUGAAGAAAUUACAAAAACUAUAAGUGAUCCAUCAAAGGAAAAUAGAUUGAUAAUUGGGGCUGGAUGGGAAAAAGAGCGUUUUGAAAUUGAGGAAAGAAAGAAUAUACAGGUGAGUAGGCCGAUCAGGGAGUGGGAUGUUGGUAAAAAGGACGACUUAGAUCGAGAUGGAAGACGGAAUCGAGAAAGGGAAAGAAGUUUUGAACGUCAAAGAAACGAACGGGAUCGUGAUAGAGAUCGUGAAAGAAAUGAAAGAGAUCGCGAAAGGGACAGAGAUCGUAUUGAUAGAGAAAUGGAGAAAAAUAGAAGGAGAUAUUCUACAGAGCGAGAUCUUCGGGAAAGAAGGCGUAGCGAAAGUUCUUCUCCAGUGCGAAAAUUUAAACGGAAAGAGAAUGAUCCACCUAUUCGGUUACUUGAUGAUUUGUUUAGGAAAACAAAAACAACACCAUGUAUAUAUUGGUUGCCCCUAACACCAGAACAAAUCGCUGAAAAAGAGGAAGUUCGUCGGAAACGUUUAGAAGAGAAAGAAAUUUUAAGAAAGGAGCAAGAAAAAGAAAGGGAACGUCGCGAAAAAGAAAGAGAAAAGGAAAGGGAAAAAGAACGUGAGCGACGUCGCGAAAGAGAUCGGUCAAGUGAACGUGAUCGAAAGAGGUCUAGAAGUCGAGACAGACGCCGUUAUUAAAAUAAAUUUCAAAGAAAAAGGUACCAAGCAGUGGAUGAUGGUUAUCGUAUCAUGAAAUUUUGAUAUAUAAACAGUUUAUUUAAACAUUUUACAAAUUCCAAAAAUCAAUCGCCACAGUUAAAUUCGGUAAUCAUAAAUUAUUCUAAAACUCAAAAAAAAAGUAAAAAUUUCAAAAAGGUUCAGUAACUGGCAAACUUUUAUUGUUGAAACGUUUUUAAAAAUGAAAAAUCAUCACAUUUAGCGUUCAUCUAAAUUGAAAGGAUAGAAAAAUAAAUGGUAAAAUCUGAACUACUAUUGGUCAAACUUUAUCAAAUUGAUUACAUUAAAUUAUAUCCAAAUUUUUUUAGUCAUAAUUUACACUUCGUUAACGAAUGGCUAUUUAUUAUAUAUUAAUUCAAUGAUUAAUUCCAACUUUAAAUUUGUUUGGAACUUUUUAAAUUUUUAGCUCCAUUUUUUUUUAAAUUGUUUCAUUACAAAUUUUUGCAUAAGUUCUAGUUGAGAGCUUUUCUAAGGCUAUUUUUUAAUGAUUUUUUCAAAAUAAAAUUUAUAAUAUAUGCGUAUGCAAUUGCAAUUGCAUUGCAAAAAAAAGUUAAACAAGAGUUUUACGUUCCCUUUUUUUUAUUUCCCUAAAAAGAUUUAAUAACAUACAUGUAUUCGAAUUAUUUAAAUACACAAAGUAUGUUUAAAAGCAUAUAUAUCAUUCAGUUAAUGACUUUAAGCCUUAGCGAACAUGUAGCUCAAUAUUCAAUGUUAUCUCUAAUAAGACACCCCAAUUAUUUCCUUAUCAUGAAUAUAAUUAUAAAUUUAUUGUGUCAGUUUUUUUUUGCAAAGUAUCUAAAUCAUUUUAACCUUUCUUUGUGAGUACAUAGUUAAAAUACUGAUUUAGCAUAGAAAAAUGUAAGCAAUUCAAAACACAUUUACAUUAUUUGAAGAUAGUAUAAGCAUUGACAUUAUUUUAAAAUUUCCACAAAAGUAUCUUAAAUAUCAAUUAAGUAAGGUCCUCAAUCUCCUCGAUAACUAUACAACUUGAACAAUUUUUGUAUAUUUAUAUACAUGUAUAUAUGUAUGUAUAAGUUAUGUAUUAAUAACGAUAAUAUGCAGAUUCAUAAGUAUUAUAUUUAAAUUUAUUUAUACAUAAUCAUAUUGUAUUACACACAAUUCAAAAAAUUUUAAAAUAUUAAAAAUAUCUGGGCAUUGAGUAUAAUUAAUAAUUGUAGGAUAUAUAUAACUCUUAAAUUUCAAGUUAAUUUAAAAUAUUUUGUCAGAAGCGGAAUAAAUUCACACUACGGAGUACGCUGUUAAUAUCAGCAGUUUACGUCUCAUUUUUCUGUCACCUUUUUAAUAGCUCCUGUGUAUUGCUUAAAUGCCUUUCAAAAUUAAAUAUUUUAUGUACCAACGCUUUCAUUGGUUAUCUUCAAAUGUACUAAUCGCAAAACAGAGAAAGUAUGGAAAUUUAUAAAAAGAAAGAUGCCACAAGAUGUUAUAGGAUGAACUGAAUAAAAUAAAUGUUCCAGAAUUGGUUUUAAAAAAAUAAAAAAUGGAAGGAAGUUUGAAAUUUGAAAAUUCUAAAGAUAUGUUAAAUCGCCUGAAAAUUGAAUUGCCUCAAUAAAAACUUAUUAUAAACAUAUAAUUUAUAUGCAUUCAAGAAAAUUUUACUUGUAGCAACAAAUGCAAUUGAAUGCAUUUCAAAGCAAACAAAAGUGUUUCAUCCAGAUGAACAACUCAAAAGAACAAAACUUUAAAAUCAAAAGAAGUACAUAUACAUGUGAAAAAAGUAAUUAAAAACUUAUUUAAGAAGGCAAAAUAUUUUUAUGUAUAAAGUAACUAUCUGAGCAAAAGUGAAAUGAUAAUUAGGCAAACAUAUUCAAAAAAAUGAAGUUUUUAAAAAUAUUCAAAUGUCGCAGCAAGUGGAAUUUAAAAGCUUACGCAAACAUAUUUUUGUUUUAUGGAAAUUGACUGUUAAAGAUGACAUACAUAUAGUUUUCUUAUUCAUCAUUUGUUGUAAACUUCAAAGAUAAAUACCAAUAAAAUUGAAUAAUUACAUUCUUUAUAAAUAAUGAAAUUAUCAUAUGUACAUUUUUCAAGUACUAUUUUAAGUUGUUUUUUUUUAUGUGACUCAAUAUUUAAGACUGACUGCAAGCACUAAGUUGAAUAGUAAAGCCUGUUAUGUACGGUUGUCAAGCUUUAAAUACAAAG
Molecule: messenger RNA, 4641 nt
Organism: Condylostylus longicornis
Lineage: Eukaryota; Metazoa; Arthropoda; Insecta; Diptera; Dolichopodidae
Gene: Acn
Product: apoptotic chromatin condensation inducer in the nucleus
Exons: 6
Coding region: 187-2445 (752 amino acids)
Molecular function (GO): RNA binding
Source: RefSeq, a predicted model, not a curated record